Messenger RNA from Mycena indigotica, 2436 nucleotides. Its product is annotated as Exocyst complex component. The coding region runs from base 1 to 2436 and encodes 811 amino acids. The transcript has 7 exons. Gene Ontology annotation, biological process: Golgi to plasma membrane transport; intracellular protein localization; exocytosis. The record is from RefSeq and is a predicted model, not a curated record. Gene Ontology annotation, cellular component: exocyst. NCBI's taxonomy places the organism in Eukaryota, Fungi, Basidiomycota, Agaricomycetes, Agaricales, Mycenaceae.
AUGGAGUCCCUCCGGACGAAACGAGAAGCCCCUGGCAAGGGCAGGCAGCCUACAGCCCGACUGGCCAAGCCAAACGGGGCGAAUGCUACCCCCAGACGCGAUGCGCGCAAAUCCAGAGUCGACGACAAAAUCCGCAAACGCAUGUCGAUGCGAUAUGCUGAUAUUUCUGGCCCGGCCGACCUCGCUAUGCCCCCCAUCCCAGCAAUACCCACAAUGCCCACGAGAACAACCCCUGGCAAAGAGCAAGAUGAAGUCGUCAUGAAACGAACUGGUCGCGAAGACAGGAGAGAGGAUGACAAGAAACUCUUCGACCAGGACGACUUCGAUCCAGACGCGUUUCUCAAGCUUAAACUCGCGAACUCGACCGAAUACGAGAUCAAAUCACUGCAGUCUUCCCUCCGCAACGCCCAAGAUGACACCUCUUCAGAGCUUCAGCGUAAUGUCUUCAAAAACUACGCGGAGUUUGUCCUCAUUUCCAAGGAAAUAUCGACCCUGGAGAAUGAGAUGCUUGAGCUGAAAGAGUCGCUUUCAGAAUACAAGUCCAUGCCGUCCCUCCUUCACAUUCCUGAUCCUACCUCGACAUCUUCCUCUGGUCUUUCCUCCUAUCGUCGCUCGUCCGUGGCCGAUCUGCGUAUCAUGUACUUCAACCAAAUGCAGACAUUACAUUCUCAAAUCGAAGGCUCUGCAAAGUUUGCUCCAACUACACCUGGCAGGCAUGUCGUUGCGGAGAUUGAAGGUGUCAUUGCACUGAACGCUGCUACCUAUAAGCCCACCGGCAAGGCCAAAUUUGUUGUGCUUGACGAUGCGGUUCUAGUGGCUCGAAGGCGCAGACGAGCUGGCGCUUCUGAAGGUCGGAGUGGCGGCUCGAACGAAGGAAAGCUUGUGGCAGAACGCUGUUGGCCCUUGAAUGAGAUGCUUGUUCUUGACACAAAGGAUUCACCGAGCAUGACCAACGUCUUCAAGAUUCGACACGGAAAGGAGACACACGUCUAUCGAACAGAGACUCCAAGCGAGAAGAAGUCGCUUUUAUCGCAGUUCCGUCAAGUCGCAGAGGAACUUUCAGCCAAAAAGCGGAAGGAACGUGAAGGGGAGCAUGAGCGGAGGAAGAGUUUAUGGGUUGGUGGUACUGGGGGAGGAGAUGGUAAUUCAAACCUUCCACCAAUGCCUGACUGGAUGUCGGAUUUGGCGCGGAAAAUGGGUGACCCUGAUACAGCAAAUUCGGAUGCCAAAGAAAAGGCUGAACGGGAUGCCCGGUGGACGAGUGAAUGGGCUGAUGAGUUGACUGUUGCUAUCGCUCUAAGGGAGUGGGACCGGGCAACAGAUCUCGUUGAGCAGGGCCGUGCCAAGGUCAACACUACGCCUCCAGUGGCUGCUAAACUCCCCGUAUUAACUGGCCAAUUAACCAACUCGCUUCUGCAAUCGCUUUCCCAGACCGCCAACCGCAAAAGCACCGUCAUCCUCAUCAUUUCUCUUCUCCUUCGUCUCAACGCUGGCCCGGCGGCUCGCACAACCUUCCUUAACAUGCGCAGUCAGGUCAUGCGGAAUCACGUCCGCAAGAUUCGCUUUGAGGGCCACAUUGGCGCAUAUAUUGGGGACCUCUCGAUUGUCUUUUUCACGGGCAUCAAGAACACUGCAGAUUGGUACCUGAAUAGUUUCAAGGACAACGAGGGGACUAGUGCAUUCAUCGACUGGGCAAAGAAACAAAUUGAGGAUUAUGGCGAGCUGUUCAGACGUCAGGUCUACAGCGUUGAUGUUGACCGGAAAGUUGUGGAUGAGGCUUUGAUGAUCACCCGUGCUCAAAGUAAGAAGCUUCUCCAAGACUACGGUCUGGAUUUUCGUUUCUUGUUCAGCGAUGUCCUUUCGGAAAAUCCGAAGAACAACGUCACCGUCCCACCCAACUUCACUCUCAAAGGCCACCAAGUUGCCAAACCCCCCAGACACACGCCGGCCGCCCUGAACCUCUCCAUUGCGAGCAGCACGAGCGUGAGCAGCACACUUCUGACUGCUCCGUUGGCAUCUUCUUCGUCUACAUCGUCGUUCAGCAAUUCUACCGCCACCCCGAUCCAGCCCUCUGCCUCUCGUGAACAACUCCCCACACGUGAAGCCCCUCCACGUGACACGCCCUCUCGAAGCAACAACCGUGUUCUACCAACUCCAGCCCCCCUUACCAUCCAGCCUGAUCUGCCAUCCCCACUCGUCUCUCCUUCUCCUCGGCGUACUCGGUCGCCUCCCCCGAGCGCGGGAUACUUACCUCGCACGACAACACCAGGCCUGAUGGGAGCACGUGAGCGACCGCCUCGGUCUGGUCGACCCGCUGGCAUCACGUCGCCGCCGCCUGUGACGCCGACUGGGCCUCCCCCCAGGAGUGCAAACAGACCGGGGAGUGCGAUCAGUCGACCACCAGUUGCAUUACCUCAGCGCGAGGGCAUGUUUUGA